Alosa alosa (allis shad) is the source of this 4011-nucleotide messenger RNA. RefSeq names its product B-cell receptor CD22-like. Lineage: Eukaryota; Metazoa; Chordata; Actinopteri; Clupeiformes; Clupeidae. The coding region runs from base 352 to 3591 and encodes 1079 amino acids. The transcript has 18 exons. Gene Ontology annotation, molecular function: transmembrane signaling receptor activity. Gene Ontology annotation, biological process: cell surface receptor signaling pathway. The record is from RefSeq and is a predicted model, not a curated record.
CUCAUUCAGAGAAGGUGUCAGAGAGAGUUAGGAAGCAGGGCAGCUACAGGACAGCAUGGCACUCACUGCUCUCUGUCUGCUGAUGUUGUUCAGCUCUGUGUUACAGUAUGGAGUCAUGGAAGUGAGACAAAAGGCUGUUGUGAUCCUCAAGCCCAACUGGACAAAACUGUUCAGAGGAGACACAGUGUCGCUCAGAUGCCACCUCCCGGGAGAGCCAUCCGCCGACUGGGAGUACAUUUGGUAUAAAACGAGGAGGAGCUUAACCCUUACAAGGUCUGGAGCGAGAGCAACGAGUAUAAGAACGUGGGCCCAGUGGAAGAGUCUGACGGCGGCGAGUACGCUUGUCUGGGCAUGAGGAAGGUCGACUCGGUCUUCUCUGAGAUCAGUGAUGCUGUAAUACUUACUGUCUCAGAGAGACCCAAGGCUGUGAUUCUCCAGAGGCCUGACUGGCCCCAGAUCUUCAGCGGAGAGACGGUCACUUUCAGGUGUGACAUCCCAGGUGAGCUGCCGUCUGAAUGGAGGUACCGGUGGCGGAAGGACGGACAGAAGGUAAAACCUGAUUCCGCUGGGGAGACAAAUAUUUACAGGAUAACGGUCGCCGACCAGUCCCACAGUGGCAAGUACACCUGCACUGGCCUGAGGAAAAGUGACUACAAGUUCUCCCUCGCCAGUGAAUCAGUGACACUGACUGUGUCAGAGAGACCGCAGGCGGUGCCGAUUCUGACCCCUAAGGACAUGGAGAUCUUCAGUGGUGAGUCAGUCUCGCUCCGCUGCCUCAUUCAGGAUGGGGAUGCCGGAGACUGGAAGUACAGCUGGUACAAGAGGGGCUACGUGGGCUACAGCCAGAUCAGCGACGAGCAGGAGUACGGUAUCAGCCCCGCCACGGAGGCCGACAGCGGCGACUACACCUGCAGGGGCACGCGCAAGAGUGACGCCCAGCACUCCGAGACCAGUGAGGCCAUUAGGCUGACCGUGUCAGGCCUGCCCAAAGUUUCAAUCUCUAUAAAACCAGAGAGCCCCAUAUACAUUGGAGAGACGGUCACUCUGGAGUGUGUGACCGCCUCUCGCACUGACUGGAGCUAUACCUGGUUUAAAGGAAGUCCACAGACCGAGGCGCUGCCCUCGGACCGUGAGAGUAAAGGGGGGAACACCCUCACCAUCAGUGGGGCUUCGGAACAGGACCAGGAUGAGUACUGGUGUCAGGGGGAGAGGUGGAACAGCACCACGGCUUCGCUCAUGAGUGACCCGGUUUACCUGAGCGUGUCUGACUUGCCGACAGGCUCCCUGACUGCAGAGCCCCCGAAUCCUGUAUUCACUGGGGAGACCGUCACCCUGACAUGUGUGCUAGAAUCACACAGUGACUGGUCCUAUAAAUGGUACAAAGGAAGCUCUCAGAACCCAGUGUCUCAGUCCGACCGGUACCACAGAGAGGCAAACACCCUUACCAUCUGGGGAGUGGUCGAAUCAGAUCAGGACCAUUACUGGUGCCAGGGGGAAAAGGACACCAGACCCACUUCCUCACACAUGAGUACUUAUGUUUACUUGUCUGUCACAGCCUUGCCCACUGCCACCCUGACUGUCCAGCCCGCCAGCCCUGUGUUCAGUGGAGAGAUAGUGACGUUUACGUGUGCAAUACAGUAUCUCCGAGACUGGACGUACAGGUGGUACAGACGCAACUCCUCAGAUGCGGUGUCCCAAUCCGAGCGCUACGGCCGAGCUGGGAACACCUUGACCAUCCGAGGGGUGGCUGACCUUGACCAGGACCAGUACUGGUGUCAAGGGGAGAGGGACACGCGACCCACUGUAUCACAGAUCAGUGAGAAUGUCACACUGAAUGUACAUGAAUUCAAGCCAAAGCCACGGCUGACAUCCAACCAAUCAGAUCACAUCUACACCGGUUCAUCUUUGACUCUGACCUGUGAGAUGGACCCGUCCACUGGCACCGGGUGGACAUUUUUCUGGUACCGAGACUCACAGAACUCAGAACCUAUGUUCCAAUCCGAUGUGAACUCCUACACCAUCAACUUUGUGAAGGUCUCUGAUGAAGCGCCAUAUUUUUGUUGCGCUGGAAGAGGCAGCCCGGUCUAUUACACACAUUACAGCAACGCUACAUGGAUACAAGUUACUGAGAGGCCAAAGGCCUUCAUCACCCUGUUGUCUAACUGGACGCGGAUCUUCAGCGGUGAGACCAUCUCUCUCCAGUGUGACAUUCACAGCACCACAGACACUGACUGGGACUACGUCUGGUACAAGAAUGGCUACCUAAACAACCCCGUGAGCCGUGAGAAAGAAUACCGCGUCACCCUGGUGUACGGUCACCGCGGCGACGAAUACACCUGCAUCGGCAGGAGGAAGAGGGAGCUCACGUACUCAGAGAUGAGUGACCCCCACAGUGUCUCAGUAUUCGAGAGACCCCUGGCUCUACUGAGUGUCCCUGCUCAGACCUGGGUGCGUGAAGGUGACUCAGUGACCCUGAGCUGCGAGGUGAAGAGCCCGGCCGCAGGCUGGAGGUUCCAUUGGUACAGAGCCGACUCCGCAGCCAGACAGACCCUCGUGUACAGCAACGGUGGCUCCUUUACCAUCAGCCCAGUGCUGCUCCAACACGCUGGCUUGUACACGUGCAGAGCAGAGAGAGGAGAUCCGCCAUACUACACCAAAUACAGCAAGCUCCAGCCACUCUGGGUCACUGGCCUGUCACCUCCUGCCUCUCUGGUCAUCAGGCCUAACAGAACCCAGCACUUCAUAUAUAAAUCCCUGUCCCUGAGCUGUGAAAUGCAGGACUACCCUGUCGGCUGGAGGCUGAGGUGGUUCACGGACAGAGGGGAGUUAACGGAAUGCCCGGCUGCGUGGAGGUCAGUGGUAGGAUCGACCUGCUCCAUCGUCCACCCACACGAGUCAGAGAGCGGCGUGUACUGGUGUCAGUCAGAAACCGGGCUGCGCAGCAACCCUGUCAACGUCACGUUCCAUGAUGCCGACGUGAUCCUGGAGAGCCCUGUCCACCCUGUGAUGGUGGGUGACCCCCUGACCCUGCGCUGCAGGUACCGUAAGACGCCCACCAACACGGAGGCCGACAUCUACAAGGACGGAUCUCCCAUUCUGCCCACCAUCACUGGGGAGGUGACCAUCCCGGAGGUGACCCAGUCACACGAGGGACGGUAUCGGUGCAGGCAUUCCGACAGCGGAGACUCCCCAGAGAGCUGGGUCACAGUGAGAGCUAAAGAUCCUCGGCCACAAAAGCAUCUAGCACUUUGGCUUGUGCUGGGCCUGUGCAUUGGGCUUGCCGUAGUGGUUGUAUUUGCACUGCUGUAUCGCUACAGAGGCUUGUUCAUUCAUGGAAGACUAUUUGGCCGUGGAUGGCAGAGCACCCACGGGGGGUCGAGCGAGGAGCAGAACAGGCCUGUGGACCGUCAGGGGGAAAAGUCUGGCAAAGUUCCAUGGCAGUUUGCAGGAGCCUCAAGUGGUCCUAGUGAUGUGGUCUUUACUGAGAUCGAGUUGAAGGAGAUGCGCAGAAAGUGGUAUAAGGUAAAAGCUGAGCCUGCCGGUGGCCUGCUACCCAAGACCCACAGCCAGGAAGUGUCCAUUCUGAUAUGAUACAGGAGCUGGGAAGCACAUGGACAGUCCGCUUCAGGACCUUAGCUCCAAGUGAAAACAGUGCAUAGACAGUGUACAGACAACACUCAAUCAUAGAGGAUAAAGGCACAACUGUUCUAAGGAUGAAAUUCAGAAUGGCUAAAGAAGAUCUGCUUUAUUCUGUGUCUUUUCAGCAUUGUUUGUUUGGGCCAUGGAAAUAACAGGCCCUUUUUAUACAGUGCUACUACAAGACAAUCAUAAUAGCAGGAAUCACAAAGAAAUGAAGAGUUAAUGAUUUAACAUCACAGUACAUUAUCAGUGAACAAAACAUUUUCUGUUACUGUUAAAUUACAUUUAAUAAUGGAAAAAGAAUGCUAUUUAUUCACCAGGACUUCCUGUUCCAUUACCCUUGUCCAUGUAGUCAUAGAUAUUGCCACAUUU